GUUUCCACGGACGCCCAGGAGACAGCCGGUUGCUGAGCCGGGAGCGCUGACUGGCCCGGCUGGGCAGGAAGGGAAACUGAAAGAAAGAGGGGAAGAGUAUUAAAGACCAUUUCUGGCUGGGCAGGGCACUCUCAGCAGCUCAACUGCCCAGCGUGACCAGUGGCCACCUCUGCAGUGUCUUCCACAACCUGGAUGUUCCUGAACUCCAAGUUGAAAAACCUCUGAAGUUCAACUCAAUUCUGAAAGUCAACAAAGAAAUAAAGGAGGAUGUCAAUAGUCUUGACUCGUCUGCUGAACAAAUCCUCUGACCUCAGGCCGGCUGUGAACGUAGUUCCUGAGAGAUAGCAAACAUGCCCAACAGUGAGCCCGCAUCUCUGCUGGAGCUGUUCAACAGCAUCGCCACACAAGGGGAGCUCGUAAGGUCCCUCAAAGCGGGAAAUGCGUCAAAGGAUGAAAUUGAUUCUGCAGUAAAGAUGUUGGUGUCAUUAAAAAUGAGCUACAAAGCUGCCGCGGGGGAGGAUUACAAGGCUGACUGUCCUCCAGGGAACCCAGCACCUACCAGUAAUCAUGGCCCAGAUGCCACAGAAGCUGAAGAGGAUUUUGUGGACCCAUGGACAGUACAGACAAGCAGUGCAAAAGGCAUAGACUACGAUAAGCUCAUUGUUCGGUUUGGAAGUAGUAAAAUUGACAAAGAGCUAAUAAACCGAAUAGAGAGAGCCACCGGCCAAAGACCACACCACUUCCUGCGCAGAGGCAUCUUCUUCUCACACAGAGAUAUGAAUCAGGUUCUUGAUGCCUAUGAAAAUAAGAAGCCAUUUUAUCUGUACACGGGCCGGGGCCCCUCUUCUGAAGCAAUGCAUGUAGGUCACCUCAUUCCAUUUAUUUUCACAAAGUGGCUCCAGGAUGUAUUUAACGUGCCCUUGGUCAUCCAGAUGACGGAUGACGAGAAGUAUCUGUGGAAGGACCUGACCCUGGACCAGGCCUAUAGCUAUGCUGUGGAGAAUGCCAAGGACAUCAUCGCCUGUGGCUUUGACAUCAACAAGACUUUCAUAUUCUCUGACCUGGACUACAUGGGGAUGAGCUCAGGUUUCUACAAAAAUGUGGUGAAGAUUCAAAAGCAUGUUACCUUCAACCAAGUGAAAGGCAUUUUCGGCUUCACUGACAGCGACUGCAUUGGGAAGAUCAGUUUUCCUGCCAUCCAGGCUGCUCCCUCCUUCAGCAACUCAUUCCCACAGAUCUUCCGAGACAGGACGGAUAUCCAGUGCCUUAUCCCAUGUGCCAUUGACCAGGAUCCUUACUUUAGAAUGACAAGGGACGUCGCCCCCAGGAUCGGCUAUCCUAAACCAGCCCUGCUGCACUCCACCUUCUUCCCAGCCCUGCAGGGCGCCCAGACCAAAAUGAGUGCCAGCGACCCCAACUCCUCCAUCUUCCUCACCGACACGGCCAAGCAGAUCAAAACCAAGGUCAAUAAGCAUGCGUUUUCUGGAGGGAGAGACACCAUCGAGGAGCACAGGCAGUUUGGGGGCAACUGUGAUGUGGACGUGUCUUUCAUGUACCUGACCUUCUUCCUCGAGGACGACGACAAGCUCGAGCAGAUCAGGAAGGAUUACACCAGCGGAGCCAUGCUCACCGGUGAGCUCAAGAAGGCACUCAUAGAGGUUCUGCAGCCCUUGAUCGCAGAGCACCAGGCCCGGCGCAAGGAGGUCACGGAUGAGAUAGUGAAAGAGUUCAUGACUCCCCGGAAGCUGUCCUUCGACUUUCAGUAGCACUCGUUUUACAUAUGCUUAUAAAAGAAGUGAUGUAUCAGUAAUGUAUCAAUAAUCCCAGCCCAGUCAAAGCACCGCCACCUGUAGGCUUCUGUCUCAUGGUAAUUACUGGGCCUGGCCUCUGUAAGCCUGUGUAUGUUAUCAAUACUGUUUCUUCCUGUGAGUUCCAUUAUUUCUAUCUCUUAUGGGCAAAGCAUUGUGGGUAAUUGGUGCUGGCUAACAUUGCAUGGUCGGAUAGAGAAGUCCAGCUGUGAGUCUCUCCCCAAAGCAGCCCCACAGUGGAGCCUUUGGCUGGAAGUCCAUGGGCCACCCUGUUCUUGUCCAUGGAGGACUCCGAGGGUUCCAAGUAUACUCUUAAGACCCACUCUGUUUAAAAAUAUAUAUUCUAUGUAUGCGUAUAUGGAAUUGAAAUGUCAUUAUUGUAACCUAGAAAGUGCUUUGAAAUAUUGAUGUGGGGAGGUUUAUUGAGCACAAGAUGUAUUUCAGCCCAUGCCCCCUCCCAAAAAGAAAUUGAUAAGUAAAAGCUUCGUUAUACAUUUGACUAAGAAAUCACCCAGCUUUAAAGCUGCUUUUAACAAUGAAGAUUGAACAGAGUUCAGCAAUUUUGAUUAAAUUAAGACUUGGGGGUGAAACUUUCCAGUUUACUGAACUCCAGACCAUGCAUGUAGUCCACUCCAGAAAUCAUGCUCGCUUCCCUUGGCACACCAGUGUUCUCCUGCCAAAUGACCCUAGACCCUCUGUCCUGCAGAGUCAGGGUGGCUUUUCCCCUGACUGUGUCCGAUGCCAAGGAGUCCUGGCCUCCGCAGAUGCUUCAUUUUGACCCUUGGCUGCAGUGGAAGUCAGCACAGAGCAGUGCCCUGGCUGUGUCCCUGGACGGGUGGACUUAGCUAGGGAGAAAGUCGAGGCAGCAGCCCUCGAGGCCCUCACAGAUGUCUAGGCAGGCCUCAUUUCAUCACGCAGCAUGUGCAGGCCUGGAAGAGCAAAGCCAAAUCUCAGGGAAGUCCUUGGUUGAUGUAUCUGGGUCUCCUCUGGAGCACUCUGCCCUCCUGUCACCCAGUAGAGUAAAUAAACUUCCUUGGCUCCUG
Messenger RNA from Homo sapiens (human), 2851 nucleotides. It is a transcript of the gene WARS1, whose product is annotated as tryptophanyl-tRNA synthetase 1. Gene Ontology annotation, molecular function: nucleotide binding; ATP binding; aminoacyl-tRNA ligase activity. The record is from RefSeq and is a predicted model, not a curated record. Gene Ontology annotation, cellular component: cytoplasm. The coding region runs from base 351 to 1766 and encodes 471 amino acids. The transcript is spliced from 13 exons. NCBI's taxonomy places the organism in Eukaryota, Metazoa, Chordata, Mammalia, Primates, Hominidae. Gene Ontology annotation, biological process: translation; tRNA aminoacylation for protein translation; tryptophanyl-tRNA aminoacylation.